GGGGGUGAACGCAGUCUUCGUUUACACGUUGCUAAGCAACAGUACAGCCCUCUGAAGCCGCUUCGAGUUGAGUAAACUCCCACAGUUUUUACAAACUAGGUCCAAAAUUAGCGUUCAAAAAUGUUGUCUUUUGGUCCAAACGUGAGACUGUCACUGCAGGAACAGAAAGCGGAGCUUCAAGAUAAAAUUCAGCUGCUGGAGUGCGAAGGGACUGCAUUUUAUGAGCGUUCUCAGUCCGUUAUCAAGAAGAACCAUGAGAUCAUCCUCCAACUGAGGCCGGCGAACCAGAAGCUGCACAAAGAACUGGCGCAGGUUGAGCAACACAACUUGUCAAAAGAGAAAGCAAUUUCAAAACUAGAGCAAGAGCUGUUGUUCCGAAGAAGACGUCUCGAUGCUCUAGCCCACACCACCCUAAAGUACCAGCAGCGCCUUGAUGAGCUUAGAAUGGAAGAAGAGAGAAGGAACCAGGAUCAGAGCAGGACACCUGCGUCUGCUGUAACUUGGGAGUUUGAGCUAGAGGAAGACGCAAUGAAUUUUCGUAUGCUGGAGAACCGUCUGGAUAAAUUUCAGUUCAAGUGCAAGGAGGCUGAAAAAUGCAGGAAGAUCAAUGUGAAGCUCAAGGCACAGAUGCAGGAUGAGUUUCGGAGUUACGGAGCACAGAUCGACAACUUAGAAAAGGAAUUGCUGAAGUACAGACAGGAGCUUCACAACCUGGAGGGCCUAAAUAUGGAGGCUUACAUCUCGAAAACAACUACUGAGGCUGAGUUACACCAGCUGGAGGAAGAGCUGUUGAAAGAGCACAAGGAGAGAGAAAGUAACAUAGCGAGGUUAAGGCAGAAAGCUGAUCAGCGCAAGGUUCAGACUGAAAAGCCUGACAAAAAGGCACAGAGAACAGUUCUGGAGGCAGAUGACUUGGAUAGCGAGGCCCAGCAAAGCACCAGGAUCGUACCUGAAGAAGAGAAAGUCAACCCCAUCUAUGAGGAGAUCUUAAAGAACCUCAAGGAAGCCACCGGAGUCUCAGAUUUACAGGACGUUGUGGAGCAUUUUACCUCAGAGAAGGAGAAUUGUGAACGUUUAGAGAAUCUGAAGAAACAGAAUGAAGAGGCCCUGGAGAAGCUGAAGGAGGAGAAGGAGCUGCUUAGGCAACAGUUUGAUAAAAUGAAAUACUCUGGGGAGGCUAAGCUGUCCAGUGAGAUAAAGAAGUUGGAGGAGUGUGAGCAGCAGCUGCAGGUUCAGCUACAGAGACGUGACGCAGACGCAGAGCGCCUUGCCAACAACGUGAAGGCCCUCGGCGCCAUCCGAGCCGGAGUGGAGCAUCUGGCAGGGAAACUGCAGGACAUCUCUCUUACGGAGGUCAAACCUUUCAAAUCCUCCCCAACUUCAGACGAGUUUGUGCUGGAGCUUUUGAACCAGUGUGGCGCAAAACUGUGGGUCUUACUAGAGGAACUUGAAGGGAAGGACAUGGCCUCUGUCAUGAAGGAGAUAGAAGAAGAUGAGUUCUACACCACGAUUGAAGGGAGGCUUCCCAAGACCAACACCAAAGUGCAACUGCCAUACAGACCAGUAAAGGAAAUCGGCAAAGAAGAGGGUGAAAUCAGAGAGGAUGAGCUUGACAUCAUAUCACGAGAUGCCCUGAAGCGUCAGUCUCAGCUCCUCAUUGAAAACAACUUGAGCAAAAAGCCUUGGAAAAAAUAAGUCCUGAUCCAAAGUAACAAGAGCAACACAAAGUGUUGCACCACUGUGAAGUAGAAGGAAAAUGACACGUGGUGAGGCUGUUUUUCCCAAAUAAAAAUGUGAGAAAUGGCGUACUCAGAAGAAUAUUCUCAAGUCGGA
Molecule: messenger RNA, 1833 nt
Organism: Poecilia latipinna (sailfin molly)
Lineage: Eukaryota; Metazoa; Chordata; Actinopteri; Cyprinodontiformes; Poeciliidae
Product: coiled-coil domain-containing protein 151
Exons: 13
Coding region: 121-1695 (524 amino acids)
Biological process (GO): outer dynein arm assembly; cilium movement
Cellular component (GO): ciliary tip; cilium; ciliary basal body
Source: RefSeq, a predicted model, not a curated record